CAGUGUUAUCAUAGAAAUGUCAUUAGUCUCUCUUGGAAUUUUUGAUUUUCUAUGAAACCAUCAACAAAACAACUUGUUGCAACUAUUGUUCAUAUCUUAUUUACAGUAGAUAAACCUUGGAAACAACUGAAAAAGGACUUGGAAGAAUGUUUGUGUCAAGAAAAGAAGGAACUCAAGGCUUUAACGUGUUUGACCGCACUUGGAAGAGAUGGCCUGCUGGAUUCUCUUGAACACAGAAUCACUUGUUUAUUCCUUAUAUUCUCGCUAGCUCAAGUUGAAAUAGAGACAAAACUGACGGCUCCUGCGUUGGUUCUACUUGAAUUACUUGAAAGAGAAAGCACCCCACCUGAGGAACAACUAACAAUCGUGUGGUUGCUCAAGGAUAAGAAAAGAAGAGAAGAACUUUCUUGCAAGUCUUCCAAGGAUAACGCUGAGUUUUUGAAGCAACAGUGUAAAAUAAUCGAAAGCGAAGAUUUUGAAUCGGAAAAGUCUCAACUAUUAGAACUUUGGAAUAGUUGGAAACUGAAGCAAAAACCAACUGAGUUGGCUUGCAUUUCUGGGAUUAUUUUGGACCCUGUAACGAGCUUGGCUGGUAGUCCAAUCCCAAGCUUGGAUAGUAUCGAAGAAGAAUUCUUAGAACACUUGGGAGAAGAUGUUACCGUUCACGAUUUGGACCCUGUAUUUGUUAGACCUGCACCACCACUUUUGCCUCUUGGAAAUGACGAACUGAUGUUGAUUGAUCCAGAAACGAUUCACGAAGUUGUUUGGGAUAGAACAAUGUGUGAGAAGCUUCCUCAGGUGGAGGUCUUGAAAGAUUUAAUUAACAAAGCUUCAAAGGGACCCUUGCAACCUCAGCAACAGCAAAUGUUGAUUUCUCUUAUCGAGAAUCCUAGGCUUCUUCAUCGCUGUGGUCUAACUCCCGCCAAGUUGCCCGAGUUGGUUGAGAACAAUCCUGUUGUGGCAAUCGAAGUUUUACUUAAAUUUGUUUCUAGUAACAAGAUUUCGGAGUAUUUUUCAGCUCUUGUAAACAUGGAUAUGAGUCUUCAUUCCAUGGAAGUAGUAAAUAGAUUGACUACCGCGGUAGAGCUUCCUCCCGAAUUCAUUCAGAUGUAUAUAUCCAACUGUAUACAUUCAUGUGAAAAUAUUCGAGAUAAGUAUACACAAAACAGACUUGUUAGACUUGUUUGUGUGUUCCUGCAGAGUCUUAUUAAGAACAAAAUAGUGAAUGUUCAGGAUUUGUUCAUUGAAGUACAGGCAUUCUGUAUUGAAUUUAGUAGGAUAAGGGAAGCAGCUUCUUUAUUUCGUUUACUAAAGAACUUGGAAUGAUUCAUCCACAACCAUUCCCAUCCUAUCUACAAAGAG
This is a messenger RNA of Galdieria sulphuraria, 1362 nucleotides long. RefSeq lists its product as uncharacterized. The coding region runs from base 52 to 1326 and encodes 424 amino acids. Gene Ontology annotation, cellular component: CCR4-NOT complex. Gene Ontology annotation, biological process: negative regulation of translation; mRNA catabolic process. The record is from RefSeq and is a predicted model, not a curated record. Lineage: Eukaryota; Rhodophyta; Bangiophyceae; Galdieriales; Galdieriaceae. The transcript has 2 exons.